Molecule: messenger RNA, 3050 nt
Organism: Sorex araneus (European shrew)
Lineage: Eukaryota; Metazoa; Chordata; Mammalia; Eulipotyphla; Soricidae
Gene: ABRA
Product: actin binding Rho activating protein
Exons: 2
Coding region: 26-1153 (375 amino acids)
Biological process (GO): positive regulation of Rho protein signal transduction; positive regulation of transcription by RNA polymerase II
Cellular component (GO): sarcomere
Molecular function (GO): actin binding
Source: RefSeq, a predicted model, not a curated record
CAGCUCUCAGCAGAGAGGUGCGAGCAUGGCUUCAGGAGGAAAGGAAGGACACGAGGGUCCGGCCAAGAAUGCCCUCCGUAAGGUACGCACAGCCACGCUGGUGAUCAACCUGGCCCGGGGCUGGCAGCAGUGGGCCAAUGAGAACAACAGCAGGCAAGCCCAGGAGCCCUCAGGUUGGCUGCCUGGAGGCACCCAGGAUGAGGUCCCAGCUCCUAAGCCAGCAACACAUCCCGCUCCCCAGCAGACGGCUACGAGCAUCUUGGUGUCUCUCUCUCCGGAGGCCGGUGGACAAAGCUUGGAGGGAGCCCCGGAAGUCUCCCGUAUCAAAAGGAAAGAGGUGACCAAGACAGUGGUCAGCAAAGCAUAUGAGAGAGGAGGGGACGUGGGCCACCUCAGCCACCGAUAUGAGAAGAAUGAUGGGGGGCAGCCAGAGAGUGAUGACAUCGACAGAAUCCUCCAGGGCCGUGGCUCCCCAACUCGGAGGAGGAAAUGUGCCAACCUGGUCUCGGGGCUCACCAAAGGCUGGAGGGAACUGGAAACAGAGGAUGAGCCCACGUGGAGAAGCGACAGCCUUGACACAGAGGACAGCGGCUAUGGAGGGGAGACGGAGGAGCGAGCAGAACAGGACGCUGAGCAGAUGGCAGUGGCCAGAAUCAAACGCCCGCUGCCCUCCCAGGCCAACAAGUAUACAGAGAAACUCAACUGCAAGGCCCAGCGGAAACACAGCGAAGUGAACAACCUGAAAGGCAGAUGGCAGCAGUGGGCGGAUGAGCACAUGCAGUCCCAGAGGCUCAACCCCUUCAGCGAAGAGUUUGACUAUCAGCUGGCGAUGUCCACCCGCCUUCACAAAGGGGACGAAGGCUACGGCCGACCUAAGGAGGGAACCAAAACUGCAGAAAGGGCCAAGCGGGCGGAGGAGCACAUCCACAGAGAAAUCAGGGACCUGUGCUUCAUCAUCCGCACCAUGGCCCGCCACCGGCGGGAUGGCAAGAUCCAGGUCACUUUCGGAGACCUCUUCGACAGAUAUGUUCGCAUCUCAGACAAAGUGGUCGGCAUUCUCAUGCGGGCCAGGAAGCACGGGCUGGUAGACUUCGAAGGAGAGAUGCUAUGGCAAGGCCGGGAUGACCAAGUGGUGAUUACUCUACUCGAGUGAGCCCCGGACAAUAAAAGCCCAAGUGGACCCGAUCCUCUCUUGACCGCUAAAGUUAAUGUAGUGAUGUUUCAAAGCACUCUAUAUCGGUUAGUAUCUAGUAAACAAUUUUAUGUCAAAUGACUUUUGGCCACUCUUUCUGAGAAUGUUUGCCAAAUUGUGAAAAAGACUUUUUGAAAAAUGUGUCCUCUGUACAUAAAAGAGUAAAACUCCACUGACACUUUCAAGCAAAAAUCUUUUGGUUAGUCAUAAUUAUACACUUCUGAUGUAAAUAUCAAGUUGCUGACUUGUUAACAUCAGGUUAACAUGUUAUGUGAGAUUUUUAUAAAGAAACUUGAUGUUGGGGGCUGGAGAGAAUACAGUGGUAAGGUGCCUUGCAUGCGGCCGACCCGGGUUCCAUCCCCAGCAUGGUUCACUGAGAACUGGGCUCUGGGCACCGACAGUUGCCUCCACCCAUCCCCCCGACCUCCAGUUUUAACUCUGUAGUAGUAUUUGUAUCACAGCAUCACUUACAAAAUUGGCACACACAUGAACAUGCUCAUUUGCAAGCAAGACCAGAAAAGACGGCUAUGGUCAUCUUCACUAUGAAAUGAAAGAUGAUGUGUCAAAUUCAGCCCUACUUCACAUUAUAGAACUUCUCUCUUGGAGAAGUUUAAUUUUUGUCACCUUAAUGAGUCACACUGCUUACACUAAUGAUGCAUGAUAAAAACAGAAAUAAGAAAAUUGAAUGUUCAGUGCAGAAAUAUAGGAAAACUGUUGGUAAAUUAGAUAACAAUUUGAGGCAUCUUAUGACAGUAAGACCACAUUAACCUGCAAUAUCCCUCAUCAUAAUCCACUGGACCAUUUAAAAUAUAUAAAAGGUAGGGGCUGGAGUAAUAGCACAGCGGGUAAGGCGUUUGCCUUGCACACGGCUGACCCAGGUUCAAUUCCCAGCAUUCCAUAUGGUCCCUGAGCAUUGCCAGGAGUAAUUCCUGAGUGCAGUGCCAGGAGUAACACCCGAGCGUCGCUAGGUGUGACCCAAAAAGAAAAAAAAAAUAUAUAUAUAUAUGAAAGGUAUAAAAUAGCAAUAUUUAACCUGUCAAAGUAAAAAUAAGUUUGAUGCAAUGAGAAAGUUGACAGUGGUUUAUGAUUUCUUAAUUUUACUCUUAGAUCUGUCUUAUGUAAUUCUCAAAACCAAAUAAAAUAUUAGAAUGCUUACUGGAUUCAAUGAAAGUUACUAAAAUAAUAUAGCACUCAGGAAAAGCCAAUGUCAAAAUAGACUUCAUAAUAAUUAGGUGAGCCUUCAAAAAUGGACUAAACCAUUCAUGGAAUGUCCUUUGUUCUCAAGCAUGAUCCUCUUUCAAAGUGAAAGUUCCAAUAUCUUCUUGGAGAAGAGAGUUUAUACAUUUUUUCCCACAUAAAAAUUAAUAACAAGUAUUUCUAAGUAGAAUUUAAUCACAAUCAAAAUAUCCCGUUUAUCACCGAAUUCUCAGGCGAAUCAGUAACAUCUCAUUUUGUCCUUUCCCUGAGAUCUUAGAAGUCUAUUUCAACUUGGCCCUCCCAACGAUGUUGCACUGGGGGCUCUUCAGGGUCAGGGGAAUGAGAUCCAGCUUGUUACUGGAUUUUGCAUAUGAAUACACCAUGGGGAGCUUGCAAGGCUGUCCCAUGGGGGCAGGAAACUCUCAAAAGAUUGCCAGUUUCUCCUAGAGGAAGAGGUAGGCUAAAGAUAUCACUUCUGAGAGCUUGCUUUUAAGUCUCUGGAUGUUGACCGUUGAUGGGAUCACACACACCUGGGUUCCUCUGCCGGUACCUUCAUGCAUGAGGCCUGUCUGAACGUGUAGAGAGGAGCCUCCAGCAUGGCUACAGAAAGUCUCUUGCCUGAACACCUGGCUGUCUUCCCCGGGGCCCCUCGGAGGGGAUG